CCGACGAGAAGGGGCCGGGGCCGGAGCCGAGGAGCCGCACCAUGAAGUUUCCCCAGGGCUGUGGCUGUGACUGUGACCGUACCGGCCGCCGCCGGCCGCCCGCCCUCCGCUCCGCCGCCGCCCUGCCGCUGCUGCUCCUCCUGCUGCUGCCGCGGGCCGCCGCCGUCCCGCUGCCCGCCGCCGACUCUUCGGGGGAGGCCGAGCUGGAGGAGGCGGCGGUGCGGCGGGCGGCGCUGCCCGACUGCGUGCCGCUGGCCCGGCUGCUGCACACCCAGGCGGCCCAGCUGCUGGAGGAGAUGUGCGAGAAGUUUACCGUCUGUGAGAACAGCAUGGAAAUGCUCAUGCAGAACAACCUCAACCUCCCCAAGCUGACAGAGGAAGAUGGGUGUCUGCUCGCCGGCUUCAAUGAGGAUAAAUGCUUGAAGAAAAUCUCCAGCGGGCUUUAUACAUUUCAGCCAUACCUUAAAUACAUACAAGAAACUUUUACUAGUGAAAAGCAAAAUGUUGAAUUGCUGUGCCGUUCUACAUUGCGCCUGGCACGUAACAUAAGGCAGAUGGUGAUCAAUCCCGAUGAAGUGAUCAUCCCAGACUCAGCUACCCAGGAAUCCCUCCGCGCAAAGCUGAAGUCCGACAAGACCUGGAUAGAGAAAAUCACCAUCCACCUCAUCCUCCGAGACUAUACUUCGUUUAUGGAGAAAACCGUGAGGGCCAUUCGCUAUUUGAAAAAUACCAGGAGUUUCAGUGUCUGAAUGUUUUAAUUCAGGCACAAUCCUUUGUCACAAAUCUGUCAUGUGGCAGAUGACAGUGUUGUUCUAUUUUAAGAACCAGAAAUAGUAAUAAUGAUUUGCAUUUAUAUACAUUCUCAUUUCCUUCUGGGAACCUAUUUAUUGUAUUUAAAAUAUUUAUUUGUAAUGUUUCCUAUUUAUACUUUUCAUACUUAAUUAGAAAUGAAAUAUGUCCUUUGUUUAAAUUAUUUCUCAUUUUUAAAAAGGAUAUAUUUUAUUUCCUUUCUAGUGGCACUAUUCAGAAUAUCAACUUAUUUAACAUGUAUUCAACAAAAAAAUAGUUUCAGAAGCCAGAAAAACUGUUGUAUAACUUAUGCUUUUAAAAUAUUUGAGAUGGUAUUUAUGACUUUUUUAUAUUUUUAGAACAAAUAAAAGCUGAUUUAAAAAAAACAACUGUAUUACCUGUUUGAACUUUAAAUAAGACUAAGGAACUCUAAUGUAUGCAAUUUUUAAUACCUACAAUUAUCAAAAUAAUCACUUUCAAGACUUUAAACUUUAUCUGUAUCAUUAGGUCAGUUAUCCGCAUAGCGCAUCCAUACACACAUACACAGACAGCUUCAUCAACACAUAACUCUUAAAAGGGGAUACGAAGGAACUAGAUGCACUGAACACGGCACUGAACAGACACAAUAAAGCAUCAUCACUCUUGAGAAACAAAUGAACAAUGAGUCCCCUGUAUUUAAUAAGGAACACUCCGUAAAAUUGUAAUUGUUUGUAAGCAUCUGCUUACAAGUCAAGGAAUCUUUUAAACAAAAUUAUAAGAUAGCACAUUAAUGGCUUUGACACGAAUACCAUCAUCUGAUUAGACUUACUGCUGUCAUCCAAGGGACUUUUCCAAGUUUGAUUAAACGUCUUACCACCCCCCCCAUUAGGUUCUUUCCUUAGGUGAUAUACAUCAACAUAUUGCUGCUGAGAUAUCAAUGACCAUUGAUGACCUAAUGCAUUUGUCUUUUGUCAUUUACAUUCCACUAGCAUGGACAGGCCGCAUAACAUGAAUGCAUAUUCUUGAAUACUGUAGAGAGAAAAAAAAAAAAAACAAAAACCAAAACAGGUCCUCAGCCUCAGUACCAAACCUCUGAAACAUUCCUUGGCUGUAUGUAUCAUCCACUUCCUUGUGGAUGUGCAGGCACCUCCUAUACCCAAACUCAGAGGAAUUCGCAGCACACAAAGGAUGCAAGCAGCAGGAGCCCCUGAGCUUUGUCCCUACAAGUGGUGGAACAUUAAUUACCCUCUCUCUUUCAUGAGGCACAGUGGUGCAGAUGAGGAGAUGAAAGGCAAGCCCUGGAAUGUGGAUAAGGAUGUCAGUAAAUUCUCCUCUUCCUCUGAGCGAUGUGAUCAUCCACACAACGCAUUCCACCGCUGGGGAUACCAAAACAGUGACCAGUCCACCCAGAGCCCACAUCUCAGAGACUCAAAACAAAACACACCACUUCUUUGCCCAAUAUGGUAAAACCAACAUCAUGAGUUGUGCAACAUCUCAAGAAGGAAUGAGGAGACCUCAAGGUGGUCACUUUCAAGAUGUGGUGAAGGGGUUUUUCCUCUCUGCGCAGAAGAUCCUGCUUUAGCUGUCCUGCCAUGUGCCCUAGGAGACAUAGGAAAGCCUAGUUUGGCUUUUUCACAGCUUACCUUCACAGAGAUUUUCUCUGUGGCCAUUUGGUUAGAGCCCAUUCUGGCCUUUAUUACGCCCAUAAUAGCUACAAGACCCAAAUGCAGAUCCCGCAUCGGACCUUUUAAGGACUUUAUUAUUACUAUGUGAGAACAGUGUGUGUGAGGGAAGACAGACCAACUGACCAAAAAAAAAAAAAAAGGCAUCUUCUGGUCUCACCUCUCCCAGUAGUGGGUGGCUGCCUGAGAUCACCAUCAGUUACUGUGUACACUGCAGCUACACUAACUCACACUGAUUUUCUCCUUGAAUGCCAGGAAGCAUCUAAGAUACGGGAUACGGAAAUCUUGUGCAAUUGAUAGACAAGCGCCCACACUUCCCACUGGCACCCCUCAGAUGGUGGCCACCCCAGGCUGUCCGCAAUUCUAGUAAAGAUGUAAACGCUACUACAUUUUAGGAUGUAGAUGAUGAGCAAAGAUUACCGCUUGCUGAGUGGGGAGGUCAACUUUCAAGUCCUUCCUGGAGUGAAGGGUAUCACUGAUGCUGCCAUCAUUUUACCUGCAGCUCCUCCACAGCCACCCGCAAUUCUCAGGGUACUUCAACGCUGCAGGUGCCUUGCUGGCCACCGUUUUGCUGUCACUGUGCCACCGAUGCCUUGCUGGCCACAGGAUAAGCACCACUUGCUGAAAUCCACACGCACUGGGGCUUGUGGCACACGAAGACUUGCAGCGGGGAAUUCAUAUGUAAGUCAGAGAACUAAACACCGUUAAGCAUGUUAUGUGGCCUCUCAAAUAACCAACUUAUUGCCCUUCAUCCAGUUUGCUGCGUAGAAAGUAUUUUACAACAUCAACACACACAGACACUUUAGUUGGCAGACCAGCGCAAACAUAUAAAAAACCAGAACGAUAGUAAAACUGUUCCUAACUCUCAUAAAUCAAUCCUCAAAAAUAACUGUGCUACUUUUAGCAACAACGAAAUACCUCAACCCUUCUAUUGAAGAGAGCUCCUCCUCACUGACAGCUAACUCACUGAGCAAGGAAAAAAAAAAAAA
Molecule: messenger RNA, 3439 nt
Organism: Grus americana (Whooping crane)
Lineage: Eukaryota; Metazoa; Chordata; Aves; Gruiformes; Gruidae
Gene: IL6
Product: interleukin 6
Exons: 4
Coding region: 42-749 (235 amino acids)
Biological process (GO): immune response; T-helper 17 cell lineage commitment; positive regulation of cell population proliferation
Cellular component (GO): extracellular region
Molecular function (GO): growth factor activity; cytokine activity; interleukin-6 receptor binding
Source: RefSeq, a predicted model, not a curated record